Messenger RNA from Phytophthora sojae, 999 nucleotides. RefSeq lists its product as hypothetical. The transcript has 5 exons. Bases 1 to 999 code for a protein of 332 amino acids. The record is from RefSeq and is a predicted model, not a curated record. Lineage: Eukaryota; Oomycota; Peronosporomycetes; Peronosporales; Peronosporaceae.
AUGGAAGCGGCGUGGGUCUCGCUGCUCGCGGGCGGCAGCGACGACGGCAGCGGCUCGAGAGACGAGCAACUGGGCGUGGGAGCAGCCUUCCUCGUCGACGGCAUUGUGUACGCGCUGGUGGGGGGCGCAGCUGGCGUCCAGUUGGUGCGCAACUGCUGCCGCUAUCGCCCCUGGACCGUGCAGAAGAUGAUCCACCUGCUCAUGUUCUUCGCCACACUGGUUCGGUCGGCUUUCCUGGCGCUGGUGGGCUCGGAUUGGUGCGACGUGUUGUCGGGGAAAGUGAACGAGUCCAAGUGCUCCGUUGGCGAGCGAGAUCUGUUCUACAUCUUGGACCAAGUGCCGAUCCUGGCCUUCUUCGCGAUCUACGCGCUGCUGGUGCAGUUCUGGGCGGAGGUCUACUACAAUGCAGUGGACAAGCUGCCCACGCUGACGGAUGUUGUGAAGCCUGCGAUUCGUUGGUUUAUUGCGAUCGUGCUGCUGAUUCAAGGGCUGUUCUGGGUUUUCUACGCCUCAGUAUGGCGCAACGAGCGUGCCUUCUUUACCAGAACCCAGGCAAUUUUGAACAUGGAACUCUUUCUAAUUAUCGCUACCGGGUUCAUUUACUUCGGCAGAAAGGCUUAUGUUGAGCUCCGAUCCGUUCCAGUGGAACUGGGAAUCCGGUCGAGAAAGCUGAAGGAGCUCGCGAUCAUGACGACAGUCGGCACAUCCUGCUUCAUGUCACGUUGCGGGCUACAGAUCUACCUGUCUACAGAGAAGAAACAACUGCACGACCGCAGUACGUGGUUUGUCGUGGUGGUGCACUACGCUCUUCUGGAAAUCGUGCCGGCGUUGUCAGUAUUGUACUUCAACCGCCGCCUUCCGCCACGUCGUCGACCAGGAAGACUCUCGGGGACUUCAAGCCCCAUUCGGGGCGGAAGGCUCUUCUUUGGUAAGGGCAUGGGUGCCGACAGUACCUCGGACGGGGGUGAUCCGUUGAGAAAGAGUCUACUUCGCGGAUAA